UCUGCAAGUAAGUGUCAAAAUCUUAAGUCAAAAUCGCUCAAAAACAUAAUUCGUAUACCUACUUACUUGUUGUACAAUAAUAUCGUCUAUUCUUACUAUCAACCAACACCACCACCAUCACUACUACUUCUAGCACCACCACCAUCCAUAACUGCAUCAUAAUAAUCUUUGUUUAAUUCCUACAAACAAUCAUUGUUUAAAUGCAGAGAAACUUAUAAGAUUGUUUUGUAGUAUUUUACUCUAUAAAAACAUACGUCACUAUGCCGCACCGUCAACCCAAUCCUGAGCGUCACCCUGUUUAGCAGCUAUUGUAAAUAGUCAUAAUCGUUCAAUAACCAAUAUUAUAUUAUUAUAUUAAUAAAUUACCUGAUAUACCUAUAAAAAUAAUUAUGGAUAAGAAUAAUGGUGAGUCAGAUUCUGUUGCCCGAGGUAAUCUUAGACAACCAACCAGGGUGUUUAAGAAAAGCUCACCGAACGGUAAAAUAACUGUUUAUUUGGGUAAAAGGGAUUUUGUUGAUCACAUUACCAAUGUUGAUCCUAUCGACGGCGUGGUUUUGGUCGAUCCCGAUUACGUCAAAGGAAGAAAGGUAUUUGGCCAUGUUUUAGCCGCUUUUCGAUAUGGCCGUGAAGACUUGGAUGUGCUUGGUUUGACUUUUCGAAAAGAUCUUUAUAUAGCAUCUGAACAAAUAUAUCCUGUUGGAAAUAUACGAACUCCAACUAGGCUACAAGAACGUUUGAUCAAGAAACUUGGUCCAAAUGCUAUACCAUUUUAUUUCGAAUUACCACCACAUUGCCCAGCAUCUGUUACGUUGCAACCAGCUGCGGGUGAUACAGGAAAACCGUGUGGAGUAGACUAUGAGUUCAAAGCAUUUGUUGGCGAUACAGCUGAAGACAAACCUCACAAGAGAAAUUCAAUAAGGCUGGCUAUUAGAAAAAUUAUGUACGCACCCAAAAAAGAGGAAGUGCAACCAUCAGUUGAAGUAUACAAAGAGUUUGUUAUGAGCCCCAACAAAUUAUACUUAGAAGCAUCCUUGGAUAAAGAACUUUAUUACCAUGGGGAAAGUAUAUCAGUAAAUGUCCACAUAGCCAAUAAUUCUAAUCGAACUGUAAAAAAAGUAAAAGUGUUUGUUAGACAAUUUGCUGAUAUAUGUCUGUUUUCCACUGCCCAAUAUAAAUGUACUGUUGCUGAAUUAGAGAGUGAAGACGGUUGUCCUGUUGGUCCUGGUUUCACUUUAUCUAAAGUAUAUACAGUAAAACCUACUUUGCACAAUAACAAAGAUAAACGUGGCUUAGCUUUGGAUGGGCAAUUAAAGCAUGAAGAUACAAAUCUUGCUUCUUCAACAAUAGUGAGCAAUCCUUCACAAAAAGAAAACCUAGGGAUUAUUGUUCAAUAUAAAGUGAAGGUAAAACUUUGCUUGGGCGCUUUAGCAGGUGAGUUGACAGCUGAACUUCCAUUUAUUUUGAUGCACCCUAAGCCUGAAGAGGAAGUACUUCCAAUAGUCAAUAAUAUUGUAAACUCUGGUACAGCAGUUGAUGACAACGGUGUACGUGUUGAUAAUUUGAUUGAAUUAGACGAAGAAAGCCCUGCACCAUCUCAUGAUGAAGAUAUCAUCUUUGAAGAUUUUGCUCGUUUACGACUAAAAGCUGGUAAUGAUUAAUUUAAAUAACCAUGUGAAUCCGGGUGAAUUUAUGAAUUCAUUUAUUAUUCAGUUUUGAGCAUAGGUAAAUAAUACAUAAAUCUACUGGAUGUCUAUCAAAUAGAAUCACAGUAUGUCUAUUCUAAUUGUAUAGACUUAAAUGGAAAUCACGAAUAUUGCUAUAACUGAUAGAAAUUGAUUUCUAUGAUAAUUGAUAAAAGAUACUAUGCAGUUAUAAGAAAUUUUUAACUUUUUGUCGGAACUUUAUGCGCAAUACUGUUAACGUUGAUCUAAUUAUUUAGAGCCCAAGGAUAGUAGGAAUACAAUUUAUCAUUUAAUUCAAUUUUUAAUUUAUUAAAUUUGUUAUUAUAAAGUAUUCAAUACAUCA
Messenger RNA from Rhopalosiphum maidis (corn leaf aphid), 2025 nucleotides. It is a transcript of the gene krz, whose product is annotated as arrestin red cell. NCBI's taxonomy places the organism in Eukaryota, Metazoa, Arthropoda, Insecta, Hemiptera, Aphididae. Gene Ontology annotation, cellular component: cytoplasm. The record is from RefSeq and is a predicted model, not a curated record. Gene Ontology annotation, biological process: signal transduction; G protein-coupled receptor internalization. The transcript has a single exon. Gene Ontology annotation, molecular function: G protein-coupled receptor binding. The coding region runs from base 390 to 1658 and encodes 422 amino acids.